CUCUUUGGUCGCAGUACUGUAAGCUGUAAGUUUCCUAAUGUCAUUUCUUAAUAUUUUUACCGCCAAUUCUUCUAAUGUGGGGUGUACAUAACUCUGAAUUUGAAUUAAUUGGAACAUAUUUUAUUUAAUUCAACACAUUUACAUUAUUAAAUAUUUAGUUUGAAUAAGUGUAAUUUGGUGAUUGUUUUAAAAAAUGGUUUUUACGGUUGUAAAUAGCAGCAAUGGUAUUCAGGACACUACCAGUAAACAUGAUGAGUAUCAGUAUUUAAACAUAGUGAAACAAAUUAUUGACACAGGCGACAAAAGGAUCGAUAGAACGCAAGUGGGCACCUUAUCAAUAUUUGGAGCUAUGCAAAGAUAUUCUCUUCAGAAUAAUACAUUACCACUUCUCACUACCAAAAGAGUGUUUACCAGAGGCGUUAUUGAAGAGUUGCUGUGGAUGAUUUCUGGAUCUACUGAUGCUAAAACACUUUCCGCAAAAGGAGUCCAUAUCUGGGACGCCAAUGGAUCUCGUAGUUUCUUAGAUAACUUGGGAUUUACUAAUCGAGAAGAAGGUGAUCUGGGUCCAGUUUAUGGGUUUCAAUGGAGACAUAGUGGUGCCAAAUAUAUUGAUGCGAAGACCGACUAUACUGGUCAGGGCAUUGAUCAGUUGCAGAAUAUAAUAGACACCAUUAAGAAGAACCCUGCUGAUAGGAGAAUGAUAAUGUGUGCAUGGAAUCCUUCAGACCUUGGGUUAAUGGCUCUACCACCAUGCCAUUGUCUGGCUCAAUUCUAUGUGGCCAGUGGAAAAUUAUCUUGCCAGCUAUAUCAAAGAAGUGCUGACAUGGGCUUAGGAGUGCCAUUCAAUAUAGCCAGCUAUUCCUUAUUAACACAUAUGAUUGCACACAUCACUGGCUUGGAGGCUGGUGAAUUUGUACAUACAACGGGGGACACUCAUAUUUAUCUUAACCACAUUGAACCAUUAAAAAUCCAACUACAAAGAGUACCAAAACCAUUUCCAACUCUGGAGUUUGCUCGUAAAGUUGAAUCUAUAGACGACUUUAAGUAUGAAGAUUUCAUCAUAAAAGGUUACCAGCCACAUCCUAAAAUUGAUAUGGAAAUGGCUGUAUGAAUGGAGAAAAAUAUAAAGUAAUAUGUAUAAUUAUACUUGAAAUAUGUAAUAUUGAGAAUGAUAAAAAAUAUAUUAUUGAUUUGUGGUACAAUGUAAUCUUGUGAUAUUUAAGCCUCUUAUUGUGCCUUUUUUUUAUUGUGGAUGUGGAUUUUGCAUCACGCGUUUUCUAGUAUUAAAUUUAGUUAUAGAUUUAAUGAUAAAUUCAGUAAUAAAAUUUUGUAGACCACA
Messenger RNA from Manduca sexta (tobacco hornworm), 1339 nucleotides. RefSeq names its product thymidylate synthase (gene Tyms). Gene Ontology annotation, molecular function: thymidylate synthase activity. The record is from RefSeq and is a predicted model, not a curated record. Lineage: Eukaryota; Metazoa; Arthropoda; Insecta; Lepidoptera; Sphingidae. The transcript is spliced from 5 exons. Gene Ontology annotation, biological process: dTMP biosynthetic process. Gene Ontology annotation, cellular component: cytosol; mitochondrion. The coding region runs from base 194 to 1111 and encodes 305 amino acids.